AUGGUGUACUUGCAUGUAUGUUUGUUGCAUGGAUCUCAGUCAGCUUUGGCGUUGGUAGACCGUGGAAGCAGUUAUAUAAACCUUGUAAACAUGAUUAUGUCAGAGUUCAGUUUGGAUCCGACAAAGGUAGCAGUAUCAUUGAAGUAUAUACUCAACGACGAUUUGCCUGCAAUCAGGAUAAAAAAUGACAGCAACGUGCUUGCAUACAUUCUGUUGAAAGAAGUCAAUCAUGAUCCAGCUAAAUACCCAUUAAUCAUUGACAUAAUUGAUGCAGCAAUACAGUACCCAUCUGACAUGGUCACAGAUAAUGCUUAUCGUAACAGUGAGCUUUAUACGUUGCAGGAUGUGGCCACAGAAAUUUGCGAAGCAUCAAGUCAACAUUUAGGUCACAUUUGUGAUAAUGAAGUCACGAUUGUUUCUAUAGCAGAUGCUAUUCAGGUCGAAGAAGGCAGGAUUUUCCGUGAUAAGGAUAUUUUAAAAUUGAGCCUAUCGUUUUUUGCCAUACGAAACAUGUUUGAGUUUAUGGUUGAACGAUCCGACAAGAAAGAAUAUGUGUCACACAUGUGCAUCAAAUGUGGUGUUGGGGAUGUGGUGUUGGGGUCACACAGACAAGUAUCAGCUGCAGUUGUGUCAUCUAGCAUCAAGUAUAAGUACACAUCGGCUGGCACCAUAUACACACCAAAGGACAUAUACAGUGAUAUGCUACAUACGUUUGGAGUAUAUUUGAAUUACUCGAAAGCUUGGAGGUCCCGUGAACAAACAUUGAAGAUGAUUAGGGAUGAUCCGACGGAAUCAUUCGGUAGGAUACCAAGCUUCUUCUACAUGAUUCGACAAAGAAAUCCUGGUACGGUCACAGAGUUGGAGGUCGAUAGUCAAAAUAGGUUCAAGUACUGUUUUAUGGCACUCGGUGCAUCAAUACAAGGGUGGCAACAUUGUAGGCCCGUAAUUGUCGUUGACGGUACUUAUUUGAAUGGUCAUGACGGAGGUACCCUAUUCACAGCAUGUACACAGGAUGCAAAUAAUGGCAUAUUUGUUCUUGCCUUUGGAGUAGGGGAUAAUGAGAACGACAAAUCGUGGAGAUGGUUUUUGGAGAAACUGAAGAAUGCAUAUGGGCACAGAGAAGGAUUGUGUUUUGUAUCGGACCGUCAUGGCAGUAUAAAGAAAGCAAUAAAACAGGUGUACCCGGAAAGUUGCCAUGGUAUCUGCUCGUACCAUUUGCUGCAGAAUCUCAAAUCAUAUUAUGGGAAAUCAGGGCAAAAUAUUACGCAGGCUUUCAAUUCGGCUGUCCGGGCUUACACAUUAGAAGAAUUUGAAUACAACAUGCAACAACUAGACGCAAUGAAUGAUAAGAUUCGUGAUUACCUGGAUGAAGUAGGCCCUGAAAAGUGGUCACGAAUACAUAUGCCGGCAAACAGAUACUCUACAAUGACAUCAAACAUUGUAGAAUCAGUAAAUGCGGUCACAAAGGCAGCUAAGAAUUACCCCAUUGUAUUCUUGCUGGAGUCAUUGCGACAAACAGUACAAAAUUGGUUCUGUAAACAUAGAGACGAAGCGCAUGGAACUUUCACGAUGCUGACUAGCAAGUUCGAGAACGUCAUGAGGAGAAUGAGUUCAGAAUUAAGGAACUUGAGGAAAUAUGCAUGUGAUUAUAUCAUAGGUGUCUGUGACAUGGAAUAUAUGAAUGUCUGUGACCUAUUCUUUUUUGAGUUUAAACUAACACAUAACAUUGGUGCUAUUACACUCUCACAGGUUUCUCCUUCCAACCAAACAGUGUUCUCUGUGAGCGAUGAAAGGUCCACAUUUGUUGUUGAUAUUGAGCAACGUACAUGCACUUGCAGGAUGCUACAGGUCGAUUUGAUGCCUUGUCCACAUGCAUUAGCUGUAAUCGCACAUACAAAAAGGGAUGCAUAUUCUUAUUGUUCCUAUUAUUACACAAAGGAAGCAUAUGUAAAUGCUUACGAAAGUUCGGUAUAUCCCGUUGGAAAUCCAGGCGAGUGGAGAGUGCCCGAUGAAGUAGAAUUCCAAAUUGUUUUAGCUCCUAACCAAAAGCGGAGUUCUGGAAGACCUACUGAGAAGAGGAAGAGAUCAUCUAGGGAAGGGAAGCCAAAAGUAAGAUGUGGACGUUGUGGUGCACAUGGUCACAACCGCAGAAGGUGCUCAAGUUUGGUCCCAUUAAGUAAGAACGGUUGA
This is a messenger RNA of Olea europaea var. sylvestris, 2190 nucleotides long. RefSeq lists its product as uncharacterized. NCBI's taxonomy places the organism in Eukaryota, Viridiplantae, Streptophyta, Magnoliopsida, Lamiales, Oleaceae. Bases 1 to 2190 code for a protein of 729 amino acids. Gene Ontology annotation, molecular function: zinc ion binding. The record is from RefSeq and is a predicted model, not a curated record. The transcript has 5 exons.